AUGCAGGCCCCUAACAAGUCAACAAGGUUGGAGACGAUGGAUAUGGAGGUCCAUCCACUCGAUCAAGAUGUACCGCCUACGCAGAAAGGAACCGUCUUGGACGACCAUGACAUGCAGCGCAUGGGAAAGAUCCAGGAGCUCAAGCGAAAUAUGCGACCGGUGGCUGCCUUGAGUUUUGCUUCGAUUUUGCAAGCAACGUGGGAGUUCAUUUUGAUUUCGAAUGAUCAAGGGUUAGAAAAUGGCGGACUACCGGGCAUGUUCUGGUCCUAUAUCUGGACAUUUAUCGGGUUCGGGUUUAUUAUCGCAUCGCUCUCGGAAAUGGCAUCGAUGGCACCAACAUCGGGCGGACAAUAUCACUGGGUAUCCGAGUUUUCGUCACCACGACACCAAAAAUUCCUCAGUUAUAUCACGGGCUGGAUGUCGGUGUUGGCAUGGCAAGCUGGAGCGGCAUCGGGAUCUUUCCUGACUGGAACCAUCAUUCAGGGCUUGAUUAGUGUCCGGAAUCCGGAGUACGAACCGAAGAAUUGGCAGGGAACGUUGUUUGUGUUUGCGAUGGUGUUGGUGAUUUACAUUGCCAAUGUUUAUGCCUCGGAUUUGAUGCCAAUCCUGAGCAAUCUACUCAUGAUUCUUCAUGUGUUGUCCUGGGCAGUGGUUUUGAUCGUGCUGUGGGCGAUGGCUCCUCAUCAAUCUGCCAAGGCUGUGUUUGUCACUGGAUGGCAGAAUGGAGGAGGUUGGUCUACGAUGGGAUUGAGCGUGAUGAUUGGACAGAUUUCUGCCAUCUAUGGUUCCCUGAGCUCCGAUGCAUGCGCUCACAUGUCCGAAGAAGUCAAAGACGCUGGUCGUUAUGUCCCCGUUGCCAUCGCCUGGGGAUACUUUAGCAACGGCAUCAUGGCUGCAAUCCUGCUAGUCACCUUCCUCUUCUCGCUUCCGUCAGUGGAAGAUGCUUUGAAUGACAACACUGGGUUCCCAUUUAUCUACGCCUUCAAGAAUGCAACCUCGAUGGCAGGUGUAAACGGCCUCACCUCGAUCAUCCUUCUGCCUGUCAUUUUCAGCAACAUUCUUUUCAACGCAUCAACCUCCCGCCAAACAUUCGCCUUUGCUCGUGACAAGGGCCUACCUUUUUCUCGCUUCAUCAGCAAAGUCGAUCCGAAACGACAUAUCCCCGUGAAUGCCAUCGCUCUAUCUUGUAUCUUCAGCUGUGCGCUCUCGCUCAUUAAUAUCGGAUCCGAGACUGCAUUCAACGCUAUCAUCUCGCUGAAUGUGGCUGCAUUGAUGUACACUUAUAUCAUUUCGAUCAGCUGCGUCAUCUACAAGAAGAUCUGGAAUCCCGAGAGUCUUCCAGCGAGGCAGUGGGAUAUGGGACGAUGGGGACUGCCCGUUAACAUCAUUGCGCUCAUCUACUCCUGCUUCGCUCUUUUCUGGUCCCUCUGGCCAAGCGAGAGCAGCGUUACCGUGGACAACUUCAACUGGAGUGUGGUCAUCUUCGGAGGGGUGUUCUUGCUCAGCCUCUUUAUGUAUGUAGUGAAGGGGCGAAAGGAGUACGAUGGGCCCGCAGUGAUUGUGCAGCGAGGGUAA
Messenger RNA from Penicillium cataractarum, 1575 nucleotides. RefSeq names its product putative GABA permease. The record is from RefSeq and is a predicted model, not a curated record. Bases 1 to 1575 code for a protein of 524 amino acids. NCBI's taxonomy places the organism in Eukaryota, Fungi, Ascomycota, Eurotiomycetes, Eurotiales, Aspergillaceae. Gene Ontology annotation, biological process: transmembrane transport. Gene Ontology annotation, cellular component: membrane. Gene Ontology annotation, molecular function: transmembrane transporter activity. The transcript has 4 exons.